Molecule: messenger RNA, 1551 nt
Organism: Drosophila santomea
Lineage: Eukaryota; Metazoa; Arthropoda; Insecta; Diptera; Drosophilidae
Product: importin subunit alpha-3
Exons: 2
Coding region: 91-1395 (434 amino acids)
Biological process (GO): NLS-bearing protein import into nucleus
Cellular component (GO): nucleoplasm; nucleus
Molecular function (GO): nuclear import signal receptor activity; protein binding
Source: RefSeq, a predicted model, not a curated record
CCCCAUUUGUUAAAGCAACACAACAUUCAUUGGCUAGCAAAUAGAACACAGAACACGUACACAGUUUUCCACACAAUAUUACACAACACCAUGCAUAAGCGUAAACGGCGGUUUCUAAAAAAAGGAGAAAACCUUAUGAUGCUGCGAGCGAUACGAUUGGAAAAAGCAAAAAAGGCUGAGCAGCAGAAAGAGCUGACCAUAUUCAACGCUAUAACCAAAUGCAAAUUAACCUCCUCGGAAGUUAUUCCUGGCGUCAAGGAGUUGCUGCAGAACAAUACGAUAGGAAACCUGGUGGAGUCGCUUGGCCGCGGAAAUAAGAAGAAAAUUCGAGCCGACGCCGCAGAUGCUCUAGCUCACAUAGCCAGUGGCUCAGCUGAACACUCAAAUUUAAUUGCUAAAGCUGGCGCGGUGCCUCGAUUGAUUCGCCUUUUCCAAUCAUCCGAUCCUGAAGUCAGUGAUAAGGGAGUUUUGAGCUUGGGAAAUCUCUUACACUUUGCUCCGAACCUACGCGACUUUAUCAUCAGUCACGGAUUCGUGGAAAAGCUGUUGGCCAUAAUUCAGGAUACAAACACUUCCACUCUAAUUUUGAGUGACUUAACCUGGGUUCUAAGGAAACUGUGCAUUAGUCCUCAACCGUCGCCACCUGAUGAUAUAGCUGGCAUUAUUCAGGCAUUGAACAUUCUAUUGUACAAACCAGAGGCCAAGAUUCUGGAAGACUCUCUUAUGGCAGUGCGUAAUUUGGCCCACGGAAGUGAGAUGAUUCAAAUGCUUCUUGGCAGUGAAGUGAUACCCAGGAUCAUUUAUCUACUGGAGCAUGAUGAUGCCAUGGUUCAGAAGGCCGCGGUUCAAGCCCUGAGAAAUAUUGCAUCUGGAUCCGCGGAGCAGAUUCAAGAGUUGCUUAAGCACAAUCUUUUGCCCCAUAUAUCGGCUCUGAUGUCGCAUAGCGAUGCAGAUAUUCGCUGUCAAGUUCUUUGCCUUUUGCUGAACGUCGCCGAUGGAAAUCAUUGCCAAAGACAAGCCAUUAUGAACGCAGGUUUUCUGCCCAAAAUACUGGAGAACUUAAAAGCCGAAGCGAUUCCCUUGAAAUCUGCAGCUGCCUUGACAAUCAGCAUGCUGGCCAUUGAUAAGGACAAGAAUCUCCUGUGCUAUCUUAUGAGACAGGGUGUUAUCCCGGAGUUCUGCAAUUUACUGUUCUACGAGGACACGGAAGUCAUAUGCAAUUUGCUCCAAGUCCUCAGCACCAUGCUAGAAGUGGAGCCAUCUUUUACGGCCGAGGUGACCGGCAUCAUCGAAUGGAGUGGAGCUCUGAACAAUAUCAAGAUGCUCCAAGGCAACGAAAAUGAGGAAAUCUCCUCGGUGGCACGUAAAAUCAUUAGUAACUACUUUUCCAACUAAAUUCUGAUGUUUUUCAUCUUCAUUAUUCAUGUAAUUUUAUACUUUUACAGCCAAAUUCCAAAACUUCUACUUCAUCAAGUUGUUUUAUAUUGAGUACAAGUUUUGGUUGAACAUAAAUUUAUUUGUACUACAUACAUAUAGUUGAAGUACGUCCAU